AUGCUCGCAAACCCAGCAAUGGAAAUUCAAGCGGAGGAGACUCCGUUGGCUCUGCGCCGUUUAUGGAAAUUGACCCGCGCCCGUCUCGCCGGCACCUCUACCGCGCUUGAUGAGCCUGCGCUCGUUGAGACCCUGCCCUCAGCACAGGAACCCGAGGAGACGCCGAAAACUUUUAUUUCUUGUCCAAGUGAUUAUGAAAGUGAUGUCGAAGAGGCGUUUUCGGAGCUGGAAGUACCGGAACAUUCUGAGAUUCCAUGCAAAGCUUACUGGAGUUCAAACACCUACGAUAAAGAGGUUGUACUUGAUGCCAGUACCCUUGGAGACAUUCCUGCUGUGUACCGUGUACCGCAACCAGCGAUUCAUGAAAUGCCCGUUAUCGGAAUUUACAUUGACCCAAGAGUUAGAACUGGCUUCAGAUACAAAAUAAGACCCAUGCAGGCUUUGGAUGCUCCUCCCUUAUCAGUGAAACCGAGAUAUUUAUUUGGGGGAAAAGCACUUACCCUUCAAGCGAUUGGGCGUGGGUUUGCCCGCCGCCUCACAUUUGAACCAAUUGACUCAACACUUAACGAUAACGCAAACUAUUUCUGGACGGAUUCAAGGCCUGAAGGAUUUGUAUUUGAGAUCGAAGCAGUUUCUGUUGGAGACAAAUUUACUAUUUAUGACGCCAAUCAUGAACCACAGGGCAUUCUCGAAGUCGUUCAGCAACAGAAAAACCAAGUCGAGCUGGAACAAUCAAUAUCGGAAGAUGGUACAAUCGAGAAAAAGGUGAAAAUAAGCACGCUUUGCAAAGUGGAAUGGUAUGAAAACGAUGGGGCUACUAAAUUAGUACCUGUUACUGGAGUAGCUCUAUUAAAGAAAGGUCGUGGGAAUGCUAAAGUCUUGAGAGUCAUCAAUGUUGCCAUUGGAAUUAAACAGCUAAAGAAAGGUUAUGAAUUAAAACCUGGCAUUGAGUCAUCAUCCAGAAGGAUUAAAGUCAAUGGUUCUGAUAUUAAUGAUAUUCCUUGCCAGUACUCCGUAGUUGGACUAGAAAGAUACGAGCUCCCUGUUAUAGGAACAUAUGUUGAUCCACGCAUUAUUCCCGGCUUCUCUUACCGUGUGCGUCCAGCGAACAGUCGUCGCCAUCUCUUCGAAGGUCGCACCUUGAUGCUGCAGUCAAUCGGAAUGGGCUACGGGAAACGUAUAACCUUUAAGCCGGAUACUCUUAAUGCACCAGAGAACUACUUUUGGUCUGAUUCUCAUCCUGAAGGUAUUGGCAUGGAGCCUCGCGCCGUCCAUCCUGACAUGAAGUUCUUUAUCACAGGAAAUGGAGGACUUCUUGGGGAAGCAAGCGUCUUCCGAGCAGACUUACCACAGAUCGAAGAAAAGACAGAAUACGUGGAUGUACCAGGGCAGCGUGGCAAGGCCGUUGAGAAAUAUAUUCAAGUAGACGUAACAUGUCACGUUAAACUGGCCACAACCGGAGGAGGUUCAGUUGAUUCCGAAGUACACCUCAUGAAAGUAUCAGGAACGGCACUGGUGCGCAAAGAGCCAGGACAAUCAGUCGCCAAGUUGAUUAAGGUCUUCAACGUGGGAUUGGACUCUCAGUUGAACCUUCUAUUCGCUCACUCACAAACCGAGCUCACCUUCCACCCUCUACCUUAA
This is a messenger RNA of Parnassius mnemosyne (clouded apollo), 1641 nucleotides long. The record is from the annotation of a GenBank genome assembly. Lineage: Eukaryota; Metazoa; Arthropoda; Insecta; Lepidoptera; Papilionidae.